Molecule: messenger RNA, 1050 nt
Organism: Triticum aestivum (bread wheat)
Lineage: Eukaryota; Viridiplantae; Streptophyta; Magnoliopsida; Poales; Poaceae
Exons: 2
Coding region: 60-824 (254 amino acids)
Cellular component (GO): nucleosome
Molecular function (GO): DNA binding; protein heterodimerization activity; structural constituent of chromatin
Source: RefSeq, a predicted model, not a curated record
CACACACACACACACACACACACACACACACACACACACACACACACACAGAAGCCAAGAUGUCCGGCCGCGGCAAGGGAGGGAAGGGCCUCGGCAAGGGCGGCGCCAAGCGCCGCCGGAAGGUGCUCCGCGACAACAUCCAGGGCAUCACCAAGCCGGCCAUCUGUCGUCUGGCGCGCAGGGGCGGCGUGAAGCGCAUCUCGGGGCUCAUCUACGAGGAGACCCGCGACGUGCUCAAGAUCUUCCUGGAGAACGUCAUCCGCGAUGCCGUCACCUACACGGAGCACGCCCGCCGCAAGACCGUCACCGCCAUGGACGUCUCGUCUACGCGCUCAAGUGCCAGGGGCGAACCCUCUACGGAUUUGGCGGCUGAUCCUGCGGCCGCUGCUCCAAUCUUCAUUGUUUCGACUCUGCUAGCUGCUGUUCUGGUGCUAUGGUUUCCUCCAUCCGCCUCACCUCGCCACCACACCGCCGCAACAACCACCAGCAGCAACACACACACAGCAGCGAAGAUGUCCGGCCGCGGCAAGGGAGGGAAGGGGCUGGGCAAGGGCGGCGCCAAGCGCCACCGGAAGGUGCUCCGCGACAACAUCCAGGGCAUCACCAAGCCGGCCAUCCGGCGGCUGGCGCGACGGGGCGGCGUGAAGCGCAUCUCGGGGCUCAUCUACGAGGAGACCCGGGGCGUGCUCAAGAUCUUCCUGGAGAACGUCAUCCGCGACGCCGUCACCUACACCGAGCACGCCCGCCGCAAGACCGUCACCGCCAUGGACGUCGUCUACGCGCUCAAGCGCCAGGGCCGCACUCUCUACGGAUUCGGCGGCUGACCUGCGCCCUCUGCUCCAAUCUCCAUCGACUCUGACUCUGCUAGCUGCUGCUGCUGUUCUGGUGCUGUGGUUUCGUUUCUGAAUUCAGAGUGCGUGCGUUGUUGUUCCGUCGGUCUGUGUAGUUAGUGGAUGGCGAUGGAUCUGAAUGCAGUUAGUUCGUCAGAGUGCGUGUGUUGUCUGUGGAAGGAGAUAAAUAUGAAUGCAAUGGGAUUGUUGGUUUCUUCUA